This is a messenger RNA of Nematocida parisii ERTm1, 339 nucleotides long. RefSeq lists its product as uncharacterized. The record is from RefSeq and is a predicted model, not a curated record. The transcript has a single exon. Lineage: Eukaryota; Fungi; Microsporidia. Gene Ontology annotation, biological process: tRNA thio-modification; protein urmylation. Gene Ontology annotation, cellular component: cytoplasm; nucleus. The coding region runs from base 1 to 309 and encodes 102 amino acids. Gene Ontology annotation, molecular function: protein tag activity.
AUGAAAGUAAUAUUCCGGGGCGGCCUUGAGGAUAAUGUAAACUCUGAAACCUUGCUGGUUGACAUAGAUGAGUUAAAGAAUAAUUUAGAGAAAUUUGAACCAUGCGAAAUUGUAGUAAAAGACUUAAUAUACUACAUAGAAAGAAACCACUUAAAAAGAGACUAUAAGCACUUUUCAACAAAUGGAGAGCUAGAGGGGGGCAUUUUGUGCAUAAUAAAUGAGGUAGACUGGGACAUUUUAAAUGAGCAGAACACAGUACUAAAUAACAAUGAUACAAUUCAUUUUAUAACAACCCUUCAUGGUGGAUAAACAGUUAUUAUAAGCACACUCCUAAACCAC